Molecule: messenger RNA, 2885 nt
Organism: Mustela lutreola (European mink)
Lineage: Eukaryota; Metazoa; Chordata; Mammalia; Carnivora; Mustelidae
Gene: BTG2
Product: BTG anti-proliferation factor 2
Exons: 3
Coding region: 133-621 (162 amino acids)
Biological process (GO): negative regulation of cell population proliferation; negative regulation of mitotic cell cycle
Cellular component (GO): nucleus; cytoplasm
Source: RefSeq, a predicted model, not a curated record
CGUCCCGGGUGAAGUCCCGGCAGAGCCCGAGCAGCGGCCCAGCGAGCGUAGAGCAGCUGGUAGGCGGCACGUCCCAUCGGCGACCUCUCACUGCUCCCCGCCGCUGCUACCUCCGUCCGAACCGCGCACGACAUGAGCCAGGCCCACUGGACAGGGAAAAGAACAGACAUGCUCCCGGAGAUCGCCGCCGCCGUGGGCUUCCUCUCCAGCCUCCUGAGGACCCGGGGCUGCGUGAGCGAGCAGAGACUAAAGGUUUUCAGCGGGGCUCUCCAGGAGGCACUAACAGAGCACUACAAACACCACUGGUUUCCUGAAAAGCCGUCCAAGGGCUCCGGCUACCGUUGCAUCCGCAUCAACCACAAGAUGGACCCCAUCAUCAGCAAGGUGGCCAGCCGGAUCGGACUCAGCCAGCCCCAGCUGCACCAGCUGCUGCCCAGCGAGCUGACCCUGUGGGUGGACCCCUACGAGGUGUCCUACCGCAUCGGGGAGGAUGGCUCCAUCUGUGUCCUGUAUGAGGAGGCCCCGGUGGCUGCCUCCUAUGGACUCCUCACCUGCAAGAACCAAAUGAUGCUCGGCCGGAGCAGCCCCUCGAAGAACUACGUGAUGGCGGUCUCCAGUUAGGGUCCCCCGCCGCCCCCAUCAGGCACGCUACUGUACUCAUUCUGCCGCGACAACAGGCCACCGCAUACCUCAACCUGGGGAACUAUUUUAAAUGAAGAGCUAUUUAUAUAUAUAUAAAUAUAUAUUAUUUUUUUUAAGAAAAGGGGAGGAAAAAAAAAAACCAAAGGAUUUUUUUAAAAGAAAAAUCCUUAAAGGGAGCUGCUCAGAAGUGGCCUCCCCAGGUGCCUUUGGAGAGAACUGUUGUGUGCGCUUGAGUCUGGGACCCAGUGCCUGCCUACGGGAGGGGGCGAGUCGUGAGGGGGCGGACGUGACAGGGGUGAGGUGGGAGAAACUUGGCUGGCCCCCCAGGAAGAUGUGAGAAGGGAGCAAGCAAGGUUAGCAACUGUGAAUGAGAGUGGCCAGGAUCUGGCGUGCGGCGGGGAGAAGAGAGACUGAGUUCAGACCUCUCUCUCCAGAGCAGGAUACCUGCCUGCACCCCUGGGCCCUCUCCUCCUCAGGGGCAUUCAAGCCUGGACUUCAAUUAUGCUAUGUUACCUAAUCUUCUCUUCUAUUUUUCCGGGGAGAUCUAGGGCAGAAAGUGAAAAGUCCUCUCCCAGUUACUUCUAUCCUAAGCAGCUUUUCUUGAAAUCAUGACUUGUUUCUGAUCUACACUCAGGGGCCUGUAGAUGUUGCUUCCCAGGCAGGAAACAGAAAGCUUUUUGUUUUGUGGGGUUCAUGGGGGCAGGAGUUAGAGUUAGAGGUUAUUGGGGUUGGGACAAAAGGGUACCCUGCACAAAACCUUGGCUUUGCUAUGUGCUGCUCUGUGCGGGGGUGAAUAACUUGGGGGUGGUUUGCAAUGGAAUUUUGGGACCCAAAGAGUAUCCACUUGGGGAUAUUUGUUUUUGGCCAAACCCUUCUUUUUGGAACCACACGAAACUCCUGAUGCUGCCGCCAUUACCCCUUCGAAAGUUGACUCAAAAGCUACGGGGAACUCCAGGUUCUUUAUUACUGCCUUCUUUUGCAAAGCACAACACUCCUCCCUGACUCUCCCACUCUUGUCCCCUUCUUGUUGGGUCAUGGAGCUGCCCAACUUUCCAGAACAAGAGCUCUCACUCACUGUGCAAUAUGGCCUCCUGGAUCCCAGGAGAGUCUGAAGGAGAACUGCUUCCCAGAACCUCCUGGUGCCCUGGAGGACUUAGGAAACUCUCCCUCCUCCCUCCAUGCUCGGGACUCUGGCUGGCUGGUCAGCCUUGCAGGAGUUCCUUGGCUGAAUGGGAGAAUGCCCCAAGUCCUGCAACUACUUGGUAUUCUUGUAGGGCUGACACUAAAAGCCACAAUCCUGGGCAUUGCUUUUUUUUUCCUUUUUUAUGGUUUUUUUUUUCUCCCCCUUCCGUGGUGCUCAGAGCACCCGUGGGGAAGUUGCUGUCUCAGUACAAUCCAAGUUUGUCUCUAGACUUGUGCAAUAUUUACUGUUCUGGGUUGGAGCCCAUGGAAGUCCAUACUGGGAAGAAACCCUUCCUUCGGUUUUUCAGUGACAUUAGCAAGGAGUCCCUCAGAAGGUCUUGAGUUUUCCAACCCGAAUCACUUUAGAAGGGUGUAGCUAGAGCAUCUGGUCGACCUGGCACCCCUCCUACGACAGCCUACCUGGCUGUUGCCCCUUAGUGAGGAACUUUUCUCCCUAACCAUCCCCCACCCCAGGGGUCCCUGCUCCACAGUCAGUCCCCUUCCCUGGAUUCCUGAACUAGUCAGUUCUGACACAAAGGUGCUAUUUACCAAACACUCUCCCCUACACACCCCAUUCCUGCCAGGUCUGCCCCCUUUUCAACUCUAGACUCCAAGCUGCCUUCCCAGACCCUGCUUCCAGCCUUUCUUGCUUUAAAGAUAACUUCAGGCCCGCAGACCCAAGAGCACCUUUUCUGGCCUGUGGGUGGAAAUGAAGCUGUGAAUCCCCACAGACUGUGGUGUUGCCUCUUGUCUACAAACAGGCCCCUGCCUUUUUCAAAGCAGCCUCACGGUCUCGUGCUUCAUCUUCUCUCAUUUUUUGUUUUUUUCUUUUUUGAUGUUCACUUUAAAAACAGCAAAACACCCAGAGCUGGACUGUUGAGCAGGCCUGUCUCUCCUAUGAAGUAAAAAUAAUAGUCGUACAUUUGUAAGCUAUAUUCUGACAGAAAAGUCAAAGGUUACUAAUUGUAUAAUAGUGUUUUUAUAUGGAAGAAUGUACAGCUUUAUGGACAAAUGUACGCUUUUUUUGUUGUUGUUACUUUAAUAAAAAUGUUGCAGUUGAA